This is a messenger RNA of Vigna umbellata (rice bean), 1687 nucleotides long. Its product is annotated as cytochrome P450 705A12-like. The record is from RefSeq and is a predicted model, not a curated record. Gene Ontology annotation, molecular function: monooxygenase activity; oxidoreductase activity, acting on paired donors, with incorporation or reduction of molecular oxygen; iron ion binding. Lineage: Eukaryota; Viridiplantae; Streptophyta; Magnoliopsida; Fabales; Fabaceae.
UUGCAUACCAACAAAGGCUGAAGAUAACAUGACAGAUUUUGUUGCAGUGAACACACCAUGAUUGAGACACUGUUAUUCUUGUUCUUGGUUCUGUUAUUGUUCCUCAUUGUCAGGUGCACCGGAAAAACCACCGCCGACGAUCUCCACCUCCCACCAAGCCCUCCAAGCCUCCCUCUGCUAGGGCACCUCCACCUCCUCUCUUCAUCCCUCCACACCUCUCUCCACACCCUCUCCGCCGCCCACGGCCCCCUCCUCCUCCUCCGUCUUGGACCCUCCCGCCGCCUCCUCGUGGUCUCCUCCGCUGAAGUCGCCACCCACAUCUUCAAGACCCACGACCUCGCGUUCUCUUCCCGGCCUCUCUUCGCCUAUGCCGAGAAGCUGCCCUUUGGGCUGGCGGGAUUCGUGACGGCCCCCUACGGCCCGUACUGGCGGUUCGUGAAGAAAGUGUGCAUGAGGGAACUGCUGAGCCCGCGGCAGCUGGAAGGGUCUAAGAAGGUGAGAAAGGAAGAGAUGGAAGGUUGGGUAAAAGGGAUGUUGGAGCAUGUCAGAGAGAAGGGUGGUGCCAUCGAUUUGGGCUCUCAACUCAUGAAACUCACCAACAACAUUACUUGCAGGAUGGCCAUGUCCACCUGUUGUUUGGAGAAAUACGAGGAUGCAGAGAAGAUCAGGCAGCUGGUAAAGGAAUCCUUCGAGCUUGCUGCAAAGUUAUGCUUUGGAGACGUGUUGGGUCCUCUGAAGCAGUUGAGUUUCUGGGUGUAUGGGAAGAAGGCUUUGGAUGUGAGCAAAAGGUACGAUGAGUUGUUGGAGAAGGUGCUGAAGGAGCAUGAACAAAAAAGAUCAUCACGUCAUGCAGAAAACGAAAGGGAUUUGAUGGACAUUCUGCUUGAUGUUCACCACGAUCCUCAUGCAGAGUUCAAGAUCACAAGAACUCAUAUCAAAGCCUUCUUCUUGGAUCUCUUCAUUGCAGGGACAAACACCUCAGCAGAAGGCACGCAAUGGGCGAUGGCUGAGCUGCUGAACCACCCUGAAGCGUUUGAAAAGGUAAGAAAGGAGAUAGAGUUGGUGACCGAGAAUGAAAGGCUAGUUGAGGAGUCAGAUGUUGGAAAAAUGCCAUAUUUGCGAGCAGUUGUGAAGGAAACACUGAGACUCCAUCCACCAGCACCAGUGAUGACAAGAGAGUGUCGGCAACACUGCAAGAUAAAUGGGUUUGACGUGGCACCAAAGACAGCAGUGGCAAUCAAUUUGUAUGCCAUAAUGAGGGACCCUGAUUCCUGGGACAAUCCGAAUGAGUUUGUCCCUGAAAGGUUCUUCUUGCAAGAGGAGGAUGAGAGAAUGAAGUUUAAUUUUGUUCCAUUUGGAGGUGGAAGGAGAGGCUGUCCAGGAACAGAACUUGCUUUCAUCUUCAUAAACACUGAAGUGGCUGCUAUGGUGCAGUGCUUUGAUUGGAAGAUUGGUGAAGAUGGAAAAGGAAAAAAGGUCAAUAUGCAAUCUGGUUCAUCUGGCUUGUCUUUGAGCAUGGCUCAACCCCUUCUCUGUGUUCCAGUACUACAUUUUAAUCCAUAUGUAUAAUGAACAAACUCCAUAGACAAACUUCUGUUAUGCAGCUAUCACUAUAUUUACCAUGCCAUGAGGCUACAUUUUCUAUCUUAUCUUCUUCUGCUAAGUAUUAAAAAUGCAUAAAUAUUGA